AUGGCUGACAACGAAAAUGAAGUUGUCUAUAUGAGAGUUCAUGUACACUAUAAUGGUGUAUUUGUGCGACAUCCUUCUGGAUAUGUUGGUGGGAGUCACUUCCUCUUUACUGACGUCGAUUGGGCGGAUAUCGGGUAUGAGUAUGAGGAAAUUUCAAUUUAUGUUGAUCGUAAUGGGAAUGGUUUGGAGGAAUGGUGGGAUGAUGACAUGAAUCUAGUUGUUAGUGAAGACGAAAGUGGCCUUGAAGACGAGGGUGGAGCUAGAAAUGAAGGAAACAUUGUCUCUGAUGGAACCCAUCCCAAUGUAGGUCUUGAAGAUGAAGUCAUUGACCAUGACAACACACCCUUGAACAAGACAAGUGGGGAUGAUUUUCUUAAUAAGCUAUGUCAUUCUAAAGGAUAUACUGGUGACGAUGAAGUUGAAAAAGAAGAUGUUGAGAUCCAUCCAUUUUCAACCCUGUUUUGCAAUGGAAUAGGCAAGUACCUGUUCUAG
Molecule: messenger RNA, 492 nt
Organism: Lactuca virosa
Lineage: Eukaryota; Viridiplantae; Streptophyta; Magnoliopsida; Asterales; Asteraceae
Source: the annotation of a GenBank genome assembly